UGAAAUCGUAAGCAUUGCUUGCAUUUUUAUCGCUCAUGAAAAAUCGCCAUAAAAUGGCCGCAACCGAAGAGAAAUUUUUUUACGCGUUUAUUAAGAUUUCGAUUAAUCGUCAUAAAAUUCCUUUGCUCUCAUCGAUUACAAGAUGCAAAAUUAUAUUUUAAAUUUAAAGAAAAGAAUACACUUCUAUCGUAAUAAUGAAAUGUCGACAGCCAUUUUUAAGUUUCGACUAAAUUGGACAAUAACUGCGAUGUUUUUAGAAAUGUCAUUUACAUGAUUGUUUAUCCGCCAUUUUGUUUUACUGCCGUACGCGCAGUUUUUAGUGGCAUUGUGGCUUGCUUUAAUAUGAAUUUAUGUCAUUGAACUUGAUCGAAUUGGGUUUUGCGCCCUUAUAUUUACAAAUCUUGCAAAAAAACGUGCUCUCUGAAUAAUGUGAAAAUCAUAUUAUUGGGGCGAUACCAUAAUGACAAUCCGUGAGAAGGUGCCCCGUCUUUUGACCCAGCUUUCCUGACUUUUGAGGCCAAAUGGCGAUUACCAAAUAAAACGGAUGAUUUUCGCCCCAUUUGUCAAAAUGUCAGGGCAGAGUGGUGGACAUAAAUUACGUUUGUCCAAACUUAACGAACAACUAACAUGUAAAUUAUGCGGUGGUUACUUCAUUGAUGCUACCACCAUUAUUGAAUGCUUGCACUCGUUUUGUAGAAGUUGCAUAGUAAAAUAUUUGGAGAAUAACAAAUAUUGUCCAAUUUGCGAAGUGCAGGUCCAUAAAAGUAAACCUUUGUUGAAUAUUAGACCAGAUUACACAUUGCAGGAUAUUGUUUAUAAGCUUGUACCCGGUUGCUAUCAAAACGAAAUGCGAUGUAGAAGAGAAUUUUAUUCGAAGCAUACAGAAGAACGAAGUCAAGUACUGUCUCCUGAAGCACGCGGAGAACCUAUAGAAUCACACAUAUAUUCACCGGAUGAAUCUCUCAGUCUUUCAUUACAAUAUUUUAAUCCACAGUCAAAAGAUACUAGUGAUGCAAAUAUAACCAAGGAAGCAGUUGCAAAGUUGUUACCACGUAGAUAUCUUCGUUGUCCAGCUGCAGUAACAGUAUUUCAUUUACAGAAAUUAAUCAGGGCUAAGUACGGACUCCGUGAUGCACAUAGAGUCGAUAUAAUGUAUAAAGAGGAACCAUUGAAUGGAAGUUAUACAUUAAUGGAUGUCAUGUAUAUUUAUCAUUGGAGGCGGAAAGUGCCAUUACAUCUAAGUUACAGAAUAUUUGAAUCUUCUCCAAAACGAAUAAAAUUAUCAGAGGAUAACAUUAACUAUAAAAAGUCGCUUAUUAACACUGGAAUAGAUUAUAUAGAAGCAGAAAAUCAACAAUUGAAUCGUGAAUGGAAAGAAGUUCAAUUAAAAAUAUCUGAAGCAGGUGUGAUGAGUAUUACUGAUAUAUCGAAUCCAGGGUUAAAGAGAAGUACAAGAAUAGAAGAAGUGAGAGAUCAAGUAGGCCUGGAAGGGAUUAUAUCGACUGUUGAAACUACACAUAAAACUGAAACAUUGUUGACAAAUUUAACUUGUAAUAAAACUAUCGAAGAUACAACGCAGGCUAUGCUAGAAAGCGACAUGCAUGUUAUAAAAAGUUCUAAUAUUUUUUUGAAUUUGAAAAACUCUCCAUCUACUGCAGCAAGUGACCUUAUUUCUGAAACAGAUUCGACAAGUUCUUUAAAUGCUGCUUGUGCUCCCAUUCAUAAUUCGCAAAGGGUAAACCCCGAGAUGAAGACCCUUAAACAUACACAAGACAUUAGUACAACUGUAAAAACUGUACAAGAAACGGAUGAUGCUACAUUGAAUAAUAACAUACAUACUUCACCUUCGCAUGCAGAAAAAAGUCCAGUGCAUGUUCAUAAAACAUCAAAUCCAGUAGAGGAAAGCAAAAACGAAACAGACCAUAUUAAUACUGUAAAUGUAGAAAGUAAAGAAUUGCCAGUAAUUAAUAUCAAUAAUAAUAUUAGUACAGGCACAAGUGAGAAGUUUCAUAUGAAAAGUGAUGUAAAAACAGUAAACACAGGAUCAAAGAUCGAUGCACUAAGUGCGAAAUUACAGUUUCAACCAAAAGUAAGUCAUAUUAAUAAUACAUAUUCAAAGAAAGAGAAAAAAGAAAAGAAGGUGUAUUCGCAUAGUGACAAAAAAUUAGAUACAAAACAAUCAGAACAAAUACCAUCUAUGGACAUGAAGAAUUUGCUGGAUAAUCAUAAUACAAAAACACGAACAAAUACUACAAUAUCUGUAUCGAAAGUGACAACUUCGCAAAGUACAAUAGUGCAACAAAAUCAAACUGGGUCCUCAACGGCACAACAUACAAAUUCAUUAAUUUCCUCUUCUGCAAUUGCAGUUUCUAAUGUGCAAGAAACAUCUGAGAAAAAUACGUCGACACAGUGUAGUCAAAAUGCAGCAGUCACUGUACAACAAGCUUUAAGUUUACUCGACCAAAGGAUAAAUACUUCAGAACGGUCUUCCAUAGAGUCUACUGUAGAAGUAAGUCAACUAACAAACGCGAAUGCGAAUGUGAAAGUACAACAAGUACAGAAUAACAACAACACGUUAUUAAAUGAAAGCCCUACAUGUCUUAAUCAUAAUAUAACAACACCCGCAACGAGUCAAACAACUUUAACGUUUCCAUAUACAGUCCAGGAUAUAGUGAAUACUACGAUUUUAAAAAGUCCACAAAAGAGCUCUAAUGCUUGUUCCACUCAAAAACUAACGUCUUUACCUGUAAGUAGCGAAAGUAUGAAUAUUUCUUGCACACCAUCAGAUAAUCAACUAUGUUCCAUACCGCAUAUAAGUAUGCAAGCUCCAUCUAUGAGUAUUUAUUCUAUAUCCACUACAUUAAAAAACAGCUAUUCUAAUGUCACUCAAAGUACAACAACAACAACAAUGGCAAGACAAGAAUUAUCCAAACCUAAUUUUGAAAUAAGUGGGGUUUAUUCAGUGCCACCUUGUCCGGAUGCUAUACCAAUAUCGCUGAUGAAACCAUUUGUACGUAAGCAUGAAGUAAUAGCAAAGGGCACAAACUUAAACGAAAUUUGCGCUAAGAUUGGUACAUCAGGUUCUAAGAUAAAUGAUAUUUGUGCAAAAAUUGGAGAGAAUUCCAAAGAAAAAAAUAAGGCUGAAGGGCGUAAUAAAUCAGAUAUUCCAGAUUUACUUAAAAUAGCAAAGAAAGGAACGGCAAUUGUUCCAGAAUCAACGGUUAAACACAUACCAAAUAUUCCUAAUGUACCAAUAUUUAGCCCUAAUACUAAUAUACCCACAGAAAGUAAGAAUACUCAUACCACUGUUAAAGACAAUACUAAUACGGCUCCAAUAACAUCGACAUCUACAUCAGUGCCAAUAUCCCAUGGAUCACAAAAGAUUUCUUCUCUUAAGAAACAAAAUCAAUCGGCUGGAUAUAAAACGUUACGUGAUCCACCAAAAUCUUGGAAUCCUACAUUAUCAAAAAAUAAUUAUGUUGCGGUUAAAAAUCAGACAAAAGAAAUGCAAAGUACACAAAGUGCUGUUUCCGAAGGAACAAGUAAACACAUUCCAUCCAAGCCUGCAAAAAUUUUUAAAAUGAAAAAUAUGCCGCGAUAUUUAGGUAAUCCAGCAUCAGGUGUAAAACCGAUGUAUGGCAUUACAAACGAGACAAAAGAGAAAGAACAGACAAGCUCAAAAGGCACUAGUUUAAAUAUGAUGAAAAUUGAUCCCAAAACAUUAUCACCAAUUGUUUCAACCUCCAAUUCUCCCAUUGUCUCUCCACCACCUUAUUCACCUAAUGCACGUAGUUAUCAGAAUACUCCAUUUUCAAGAGAGAUGUGUAGGAAUACAAAUUCACCUAUAUCACCAAGAAAUUCACCAGUUAAUAUGCUUUCAACUAAUCCAUUUAUACCAUCCCCUACACCAAAUACAAAUCCAAGGUUAAUAUAUUCACAUUUUCCUCCACCUUUUCCUGAUGCAAGCGGAUUUCCAAAUCCAUUGAUAAGAUCACCUAUUGGCAUUCCUCCUCCUAGUGCUUUUCACAGUAGUUUACCGCCUACUAUAAAUAAGCUUUAUCAGCGUACAAGUUAUAUACCACAAACAACUGGUUAUUCACCUGUGUCACAACCUCCAACAGUGCAAAGAAUUCCUCCGAGUACGCACUCGUCAUCACCAAAGUCACCAAAAACCUCUUCCCCCAGUAUCAUAUCGACUUCCUUUAAUCCAAGCAAAACUGAAAAUACGCAAACGUCUGUGACCACAUCAGCAGACAAUGUUACAGUGCUUUUUCCUAAGGGUGUAACGCAACAAGACCACAAUGCCUUUAAUUUAUCUAAAAGUGGAACUUCAAGAAACAGUUCUUCUAAUUCCACAAAAACGUGUGGAGUGGAUGGAUUAGAUUCACAGAAUUCUAAACAAAAUUCUACAGUGACAUCUAGUUGCACCUCAUUAACAACACAAAGUAAACAGAAUAUUCUGAAUAGUGUUACAAAAGUUAAAUCUCAACAGAUAUCAGAAAUAAGAAACAUAAGUGAUUCUAUUGAACAAAAGCAUCAAGAUAGUAAUAAUCAGAUGGAUGUGACUCUAAACCAGAAAGAAAGUAUUCACUAUCCAAACGUGGACUGUAGAAAUAAUACCGAUGCAACUGAUAUACACAAGCAAAUGGAAAAACAAGAAACAAUUGUAAAGGUUAAUGGUGAUAUUACAGUUGAUCAUUUUGAUAAUGCAAAUAAAAUUAAUGAACACAUGAUAGACAGUAAGAAGAUAAAGGAAUCUACUAAUCAGACUGAAGCAAAUGUACCUAAAGAAGAAAAUGAUACAACUAAGUGCGUUUCUCAAGGUAAUGUAUCUACUGAGAAAACUAAAAAAAUAGAAAAUAAUGAAUCAAAGACCGAUGAUGUUGGAAAAGUAAAUGAACAAGUUCAAACAAACAAUUCAGAUGUGCAAAAAAAUAAAGUUGAGUCAUAAGGAUAA
This is a messenger RNA of Vespula pensylvanica (western yellowjacket), 4957 nucleotides long. Its product is annotated as mucin-17-like. NCBI's taxonomy places the organism in Eukaryota, Metazoa, Arthropoda, Insecta, Hymenoptera, Vespidae. Gene Ontology annotation, biological process: negative regulation of transcription by RNA polymerase II. Gene Ontology annotation, molecular function: promoter-specific chromatin binding. Bases 545 to 4951 code for a protein of 1468 amino acids. Gene Ontology annotation, cellular component: PRC1 complex. The transcript is spliced from 5 exons. The record is from RefSeq and is a predicted model, not a curated record.